Molecule: messenger RNA, 1636 nt
Organism: Lotus japonicus
Lineage: Eukaryota; Viridiplantae; Streptophyta; Magnoliopsida; Fabales; Fabaceae
Product: trihelix transcription factor GT-1-like
Exons: 5
Coding region: 184-1320 (378 amino acids)
Source: RefSeq, a predicted model, not a curated record
GACCUCAAGUUCAGCCCCUUCCCACCGCAAGCAAAAGCUUUUACUUCACGCUGACACUUGAUUGAUACACAAACCCUGAAUCCCAAUUUUACCCAACCAAGUCAAAUCCUCUAUUCUCUGUUGAACUCGAACAACACAGAGACAGAGAAAGAUAAGAACAACAACAACAACAACAGCAACAACAUGUAUUUAUCAGAAAAACCUCGUCCCAUUGAUUUCUACAAACAGGAAGGGACACGAGACAUGAUGAUAGAGGUGGUAUCCAACGCUGAACUUCCACCGCCGCAACACCACCAGCCACCGCCGAUGAUCCUCGGUGAGAGCAGCGGCGAGGACCCGGAACUGGAGAUCAAGGCUCCGAAGAAGCGCGCUGAGACAUGGAUUCAAGACGAGACGAGAAGCCUUAUUGGGCUUCGUCGCGAGAUGGAUGCGCUUUUCAACACUUCGAAAUCGAACAAGCAUUUGUGGGAACAGAUUUCGGCGAAGAUGAGGGAAAAGGGUUUCGAUCGGUCACCCACCAUGUGUACUGAUAAGUGGAGGAACCUGUUGAAGGAGUUCAAGAAGGCUAAGCACCAUGAUAGAGGUGGGAGUGGCUCUGCUAAGAUGUCUUAUUACAAAGAGAUUGAUGAGAUCCUGAGAGAGAGGAGCAAGUGUGUGCAGUAUAAGAGCCAUACUCCUCCUUCCAAAGUUGACUCCUUUAUGCAGUUUGCUGAUAAAGGUAUUGAUGAUACCAGCAUUUCUUUUGGGCCAGUUGAAGCUGCUGGAAGACCAACACUCAAUCUUGAGAGAAGUUUAGAUCAUGAUGGACAUCCUCUUGCCAUUACCGCAGCUGAGGCUGUUGUGGCAAGUGGAGUCCCUCCUUGGAAUUGGAGAGAAACAGAAACUCCUGGAAAUGGUGGUGAAAGUCAGUCAUGUGGAAGGGUUAUUUCAGUCAAGUGGUGUGAUUAUACGAGACGAAUAGGUAUUGACGGCACCCCAGAAGCCAUCAAGGAGGCAAUUAGGGCUGCUUUUCGGUUGAGAACUAGACGUGCAUUCUGGUUAGAGGAUGAGGACCAGAUUAUCAGAAGUAUUGAUCGUGACAUGCCUAUAGGCAAUUACACUCUUCACCUUGAUGAAGGAAUGGCUAUUAAAGUAUGCCUUUACGAUGAGCCUGACCAUAUUGCUGUGCAUACUGAAGAGAAGAUAUUUUACACCGAAGAUGAUUACCGCGAUUUUCUGACGCGUCGUGGCUGGACUUGUCUAAGAGAAUUUGACGGCUAUAGAAACAUUGACAAUAUGGAUGAUCUUCGACCUGGUGCCAUAUAUCGUGGGGUGAGUUGAGGGCAGAUGCAUGGUAUGAUCUAACUUAGCGAUUUGCAUCAAGUGUAUAGUGGACUAAGGGGGGAGAGAGUUAAAUCUUUUGAUAUAUGUGAAGCAGUAACCUGAAACUGUAUUUGUGUAGCUUUUUGAUAAUGCUGUUAAUAGUUUAUGUCUUGGUGGUAGGAAAAUGAACAUGUACCUCUGCAGAAAUUCCGUUCCUAUCAUUGGUCUCAACUUUCUGUAAAUAUGAAGUUGCUGUUAGAACAUAUUGUUGUCAAGAUAUUAUGUAGGAUCAUUUUUAUCAUUUUUUUACUUCUAGGUCUAUGAAUUUUUCUGA